AUAUAUAUAUAUAUAUAGAUAUUUCUUCGUCUUUGUUGUUUGUCGUGUUAUUAUUUUCUUAUCAUCAACAUCAUCAUUCUCAACAACAACAUCGUUAUUACCUUUAUUGUUUGCCUUUUGAAUCAUACAUCAGUAGUUGGCAAGAAUUAAGUACAUUUUUGAAGAACAUGCUUAAAAGGGCUGAAGGUUAACAAGGAUUGUUCACGAUGCGUGAAGUUGCUCAAUGUUGAUUAAGAUAUCAAUAUAAACAAGUCGAUAUAAUCGAUUAUUUUGCACUCCAGCAACUUUUGUGGUCAUCAGUUUACGUUAAAAACCUUUAUAACAAUUACUAUUAUCUUCAUUUGAAGAAUUCCACAAGUUAUUCCGUGCAAUGAUAAGCCCUCUGGAACUCAUCCUGAACUUCGUAACCCGAUUUUCUAUCCUAGAUUCAUGCGUUAUACUUAAAAUACGAAAUGGUUUCCGGAAAGUUAUGAAUUCCUUUGCAUAUUAAUUUCUCGAUGUUAAUUAUUAUCUCAAAAUUGAAACGUUAUUAUAGCGAUGUAAACAAUUACUCUUAAGUUCAUUAUAAAUCUCACAUUAGUAUUACAUCGUAGAGUCCCAUAUUACAGAGGCGGUUUCUUAACCGAAAUCAUCACUUCUCUGGUAUAAACAGCAUUGCUUUGUUUGGCUUUGCCCAUAUAUCAGAGACUCAUAAGAUAACAUGAGCUAUUCCACAUCAUAGUUUCGUGUUAUUAAAAUAUACAAAUAUAAUAGAAUCAACAUUUAUUUACGAAUAUAAAGUAUUAUUUCCGACGGUACUUAAGCAUGUUAUUAUAAUCAUUAUACUUAAAUUUGUUGUAGUUGUUAUUGUGGUGGUGCUUGUGUUGUUCUAGUAGUAGUAUUAGCAGCAGCAGCUUCAAUUUGGGGCCCGAGUUUCGGAAAUUUUGCUUCCCUUAUUAAAGCUGCCUGUUGAGAAAAUAUAUAUAUACACAGUGAAUAUCAUUAAAUUCAUCUAUUAUUUUAUUUCAUUACCUGUCUGUCUAACAGCCAAUCUGUCUUUUUUUAUCUCUAGGAUUCUAAAGCAAUUGUUUCCCGUAUUUCUUAAAUCAUUUUAAAAAAAUACCGGUGGCUUUGGCUUGAGAAGUUGAGAUUGUAACAUCAUUAAGAUCAGAAAGAAACAAACUUCAGAAACUGAAAAUAUCAUUAGUGCAAGUUUGCUAAACAUUUCUUAAAAGUCUCGCGAAGAAACCACUUCGUUUUUGGGGUGAUUUCCUAUAUGACCACGACAUCAAUCUAGUCACAUAAAAAAAUUUUUUUAAAAUUGAUACGUUUAUAUUUUUUUUUAAAACAACUAGCUCAUAAAAUAGAAAAUCAGCCAAUAGACAUCCAUUUGUUUAUUUAUUUACACAUUUAUUUAUUUUUCUACUUCAGUGCAAGAUUUCAAUGCGCAAAAGUAAUACGAAAAAUCUUAAAUGAAAUCAAAAUAGGUUGACUGAAUUUUGUUUUGGUUUUCUUCGUAGUUUUCAAUAACAGGAGCAGUUUUACUACUACUACUGCUGCUACCACUACAUUCUUCGUCAAAUUAUCUUCAUAUAGAACAUUUGCAGUUGUGUAGACAAGAAUACGUAUUAUUUUAUCAAGUUCAUUAUCAAACUACAUACUAGGAUUCACAUAAGUAAUGCGUGCCUUGUUUCUUUGAGUAUUUUUUCUAUUUUAUUUUUUUCAGUGGUGGUCAAUCAUAGUUUAAAAUCUUGAUGGUGUUUUAGUCUUAGUUUAUUUUACGGUAUUACUUUUGCAGUGGAAAAUAGUUAUUGUAGAUUGGAAAGAAAACACACUCUAGAUUUAAGUUUAUUCGGAUUUCUAAGGAAACUAAAAACAAAAAAAAACUAUGAUUUCGUAAAAGCUAGUUACAGAAUAAUUAGUUCUUUUUUACAUAUAUAUACUAUUGCAACUACUACUCCUACUGAAAUAAAACUUUAAUAAUAAUAAUAAUAAUAAUGAUAAAUACUAUAAUAACGUUGAUAAUUAUAUUAAUUACAAUAAUGACGAACCAAUCAAAAUAAGAGAGUAAUGCUCACAUGGUAUUUUCUUAAUAAUAAUAAUGAUAAAUUCAUAGAGGCAAACCAUAUGGAUACAUAUACAGUUUUAUUGAUAUGCACUCACACUCGCACAGAAACACGGAAAACUAAUAAAGAAACAUAUAUGCAUGGAUUGCAUAUAUCAGAGACACAUAAAGAUGUGCUUGGUGAAAGCUGCUAUACGUGUACUUUGUGAAAAAUGUAAUAAUAAUAAUAAUAAUAAUAAUAAUAAUAAUAAUAAUAAAUGAUUCUUGGCAUAUUGCAAUUUAAAGCGUAGAAUCAUGGCACUCUUCAGAUUUCCGUUUGAUUUCAACUUUACAGAAGACAAUGGCUUGGGCAAUACGACGGCCUAUCCGUCUGGAUUUGACUCUUACACAGAGCAAGUUACUUUUGAUUUCUGGCGUUUCUCCAUUGAGAAUGAAACUUUCAAUGAUUCAGCACAAAAUAGCAAACUCCCAGUCUUCCCAGGUGCUGGUUUCCCGAGUGGUUACAGCUGGCCAACCAUCAUUAUAUCCACUUGCUUUGUAGUGGUCCUCGUUGUCCUAGUUGGAUUGGGCAACUUACUGGUUUGUAUUGCAAUUUACACGGACAAAAAUUUGAAAAUUACUCAAAAUUCCUUCAUAGCUUCUUUAGCUAUUGCAGACAUGUUGCUUGGCAUUCUGGUAAUGCCGUUAUCAUGGUGCAACGAGAUUUUAGGAUAUUGGUAUUUCGGUCCAGUUUUAUGUGAUUUGUGGUUAUCAGUUGAUGUUUUAUUGUGCACAGCUUCCAUUUUAAAUCUUGUUUUAAUUAGUCUGGACCGUUACUGGUCAAUCACGAGAGCUCUCCACUAUCCUCAGCAAAGAACUCCCAAGAGAGCUGCUAUAAUGAUUGCUAUUGUAUGGGUUUUGUCAGGAAUUAUAUGUUUACCACCCCUAAUUGGCUGGAAACAGCCACGACCAGAAGUAGAGACUCUCUAUCCAAUGUGUUUCUUAAGCGAAGAUCUUGGAUACGUACUAUAUUCUUCGUGCGGUUCUUUUUACAUUCCAAUGGUCAUUAUGGUUAUAGUAUAUUUUCGAAUUUAUCUUGCCGCAUUGAGACGGGCACGCGGCACAUUUAAAAAAAAUCCAAAAGAGGUUUGUCCCGAAACACCAAAAGAUAAAACCACUUCCUCUACUGCAACCAGUUUCACUACACCACCCAAAAACAAUAAUCAGAAAUCCAUUACUACCAAUGCUUCCUCACACGCAGCACCUAAUUCCCUGAAAGAGACAAAGUCUGCUAAUGCCAAUGGUAAUACAAACUGCAUAGAAGUCAAGCACGUUGAUAAAGAAACCCCCAUUCCAAACGAGACUACGGUGCCCAUCAAAGCAGAUAAUAAAAUAUUAAAGGUACCGGGACAGGAAAAUGGACAUAGUGCGUCUUUGCAGAUUGAAGACGAGCAGCGCAACCUCAUAAACACUGAUUCCGAUUCCGUUAGUAUCCUGAAUAAUAAAACGGCAACUAGUGACAGUGAAGUGGGUGAAAUUCGACCACCAAAUCAGCGUUUAGUAUUAGUCACGGAUACUGAAUCUUCUAUGGAAUCACCUAAAAAAUCUUGCGUUAAGGGAGACGUUUCCACUGAGUUAGAAACGGUGGAGGAAAACGCAAAGCCCUUAUUAGCUGGUGACACUGAUUCAACGACAUAUUAUGACUCCCCUUAUUUAUCGCCGGAAACUCAAAUGACCGAUACUGGAACAUGUACGGAAAUGAAGACUCCGAAUGUAACCCGGAAGGAAACCAAUCAGCUUCAACCAGCAAAUCAGGUUCAACAUAGUGAAAACGAAGUUCAUGGUCAGAACCAUGAGCAAGAGCAGGAUUUACCGAGCACAAAUGCCCCUUCAGAAGCUUUACCUUCGCCAAAUGUCAAAGAAAUUAAUGAUAAAUCACACAAGGAUAAAAAGAAAAACAGAAAGAAAAAAGAGCAUAUCUUAAUGACAAAUAUCAAAAAGGGUCAUAAAAAUAAAGGGGACAUAGACAAAAACCGCAAGGAGCAGACUUGGAAGGCUCCAUCGGCACGCGACGCGGAAAAACAAAAACGUCGAGUCGCAAAAGCGCGCGAACGGCGAGCCACCAUUGUACUUGGUAUAGUAAUGGCGGCAUUUAUAUUGUGCUGGUGUCCGUUUUUCACGCUCUACGUUAUUUCGGCAUUCUGUGAUGGUUGCAUACCGAUGCUGGUAUUUAACAUUUUCUUUUGGUUCGGUUACUGCAAUUCAGCAUUAAACCCAGUUAUUUACACAGUGUUCAAUCGAGACUUUAAACAUGCUUUUAUUAAGAUUCUAUUCGGAAAUAAGAAUUUCAAAAGACGAUGAAAGACAAAAAUAUAAUGCUAAACGUUACACGUAUCACGUUGUCUAAGGAAUGUACAAAUAAAAUGAAAACACAAACAUUAUAAAAGGAACAUUACAAAAGCAGUAAAGCUGUUGAUAUAUCAAUGCAUAAAAUUGUAUACAAGUAUAUAUAUAUAUAUAUAUAUAUAUAUAUAUAUACGGAUAAAUGUAUAUAACGGACCAAUCUUUUGAAAAAAGCAUGUCGAGAUUUGUUGUUGAAUGGAAAAAGACAAGCUUUAUGAUCAGCAUAUGUAUAUUAUAUAUAUAAAUAUAUUUAUGCGUGUGUGUGUGUGUGUGUAUGCAUAUGAGUGUAUGUAUAAACGGUUAUCUAAUAUAUAUUGAUAUAUAUAUGUGCAAUUAUAUCUAGAUGUGUGCGCGUACGUCUAUAUACAUAGAUGUGUAUAAAAGUUUAUAUUUACGUAUACAUAUAUACACAUAUAUGUAUACAUAUAUUAAUAUAUGUAUAUGCAUAUUAAUAUAUAUAUAUAGAUAUGUAUAUCG
This is a messenger RNA of Octopus bimaculoides (California two-spot octopus), 4903 nucleotides long. RefSeq names its product alpha-2C adrenergic receptor. NCBI's taxonomy places the organism in Eukaryota, Metazoa, Mollusca, Cephalopoda, Octopoda, Octopodidae. The record is from RefSeq and is a predicted model, not a curated record. Gene Ontology annotation, cellular component: plasma membrane. Gene Ontology annotation, molecular function: G protein-coupled receptor activity. Gene Ontology annotation, biological process: G protein-coupled receptor signaling pathway.